Messenger RNA from Camellia sinensis, 2424 nucleotides. Its product is annotated as arginyl-tRNA--protein transferase 1. Lineage: Eukaryota; Viridiplantae; Streptophyta; Magnoliopsida; Ericales; Theaceae. The record is from RefSeq and is a predicted model, not a curated record. Gene Ontology annotation, molecular function: arginyl-tRNA--protein transferase activity. Gene Ontology annotation, biological process: protein arginylation. Gene Ontology annotation, cellular component: cytoplasm.
AGAAACAGUCAGAUCGCUAGAGAGAGAGAGAGAGAGAGAGAGAGAGAGGGCCCUGUGAUUCGCGCGCAUGUUCGCUGUGCUAAAACCCUAGAAUUCUUUGGUUCAGUAGCGAAGAAAGAUUGAAAAUGGUGGACAAGAAGAUCAGGAACGAGGCUAGCAGUAGUAGCAGCAGCAUCAGUGGAAGCAGCAACAGAGGCGAAAGCGUCGUAGUCAAUGUUGGCCCCCGCCAAAACUCUUGCGGUUAUUGUAAAUCCUCUGGGCCCUCCAGUAUUUCUCACGGUCUACGGGCACGUAGUUUGACAGUUGAUCAUUAUCAAGCCCUUCUUGACAGAGGUUGGAGAAGAUCUGGCUCUUUCCUUUACAAACCUGAGAUGGAAAGCACAUGCUGCCCUUCUUAUACUAUCCGUCUGAAGGCGAGUGAUUUUGUCCCUUCCAAAGAGCAACUUCGAGUGUCUAAACGGAUGCAAAGGUUUCUAUGUGGAACAUUGGAUGUGAAAAAGAGAGAUAAGUUCAGAAAUGAGCCAAAUGCUUCUCAGGGUUCAUGCAGCAGUGCACCUAAUGAAAUUAGAAGCUCAGCAGCAAGGGAAUCAUUGGCAGGUAAAAAUGAAGAGAAGAAUAAAGCUGAACAAUUUAUGCAUUAUUUUUCGGACCAGAUUGAUAAUGCAGUACAAGUAUUUGUUGGAAGUGGAGAGUGUCCUUGUGACAUUCAAUUACCAAAAGCUUCUAUUAAAAAAGUUGCACCAUCCAAACGGAAGUUACUAGUUGAAGGAUCUGAAGAUCUCUUGUUCUCCAGCAAUAUUUCUUUCCAGAUUGCAGCUGCUUUAGGGCGGGCAGAGAAGGACGGAUACAAUUUAAAGUUAUCAAGAAAUAGUGCACAAAAAAAUGGCCAGUCUCUUGAGCUUUCCUCGACAAUAAUUGCAGAAAAACUAUCAAGUUCAUUAAAUCAGUUGGCAGAAAGCUCUGGUCUGUCAAUCAGAGCCUGCAAUGGGCACAUUAACUUCUAUUCUGCUAAAAAACGAGCUUGGUCAGACGAAGUGGUUGAAAGUGUUUCUAUCUCUAAAGAGUCUCCUACAAACAGUGGAAUUAAAGGGAGUUGUUCAAAGGAGAUCUCUGAAUUUCCUCAGGGAGAAAGACGGAAGCUUGAGUUUCGUUUGAAAAGAUCAAGUUUUGAUCCAGAAGAAUUUGCCUUGUAUAGGAAAUACCAGAUUAAAGUGCAUAAUGAUAAACCAUAUCAUGUCACAGAAAGCUCAUACAAGAGGUUUUUAGUUGACACUCCCUUAAUAUUUGUUCCAUCAAAUGGCAAUGAUACAGUUCCUCCUUGUGGCUUUGGUUCAUUCCAUCAACAAUAUGUGAUUGAUGGCCAGCUAGUUGCAGUUGGUGUGAUUGAUAUCCUUCCUAAAUGUUUGUCAAGCAAAUAUUUAUUUUGGGACCCAGACCUUGCCUUCUUAUCACUAGGAAAGUAUUCGGCCCUGCAAGAAAUAUCUUGUGUGAAAGAGAAUCAACUCAGUUGUCCUAGCCUCGAGUAUUAUUAUCUGGGCUAUUACAUUCACUCCUGCAUCAAAAUGAGAUAUAAAGCAGCAUAUCGCCCGUCUGAGCUUCUCUGCCCUCUUCGUUACCAGUGGGUGCCAUUUGAUAUCGCAAGGCCGUUGCUUGAUAGGAAACGGUACGUCAUCUUAUCUGAUUUUGCCACUUUACCAAAUGAAGAGCCCUCAGCACCUAAAACACUUGAAAAUGAUAUGGAACUGCAACAUGAUGACCCUGCCCAAGAAGACAUGAAUGAUAUUCCUAUUGAUGAAGACGAAGAAAUGGAUGAACCUGAUUUUGAAGAUUCUGAUGAUGAAUCAGGCUCAGAAUACAGUGGUUUGACUUAUGCGCAAUUGGAAGACGGAAGUGUCAGUGAUAUUUUGAUUGGGUUAAAGGGAUCUCGCCUCAGAUAUAAGGAUCUACAACAUGCAAUCAAACCCUCGAGAAGGAGUUACAUGGAAACCGAGUUGUGUAGAUACAUGAGAGCUGUGGGUACAGUGCUUUCUAAGCAAAUGGUUUAUUCAUUUGAGUGACUUGACAACGAUCUCAAUCUCAAAUAACAUAUUUAUAUUCCACUGUUGGAACUCAAAUAUUUCUGCUGGUGAUCAAAUUGGGAACCAAAAUGUAGCUGUUAAAGAGUUCUUCUUCCUGAGGAUUAUUCCGAUAUGUGAACAAUUACAUAUUUGAAUUCCAGGUUCAUAUGGUGGAUUGAAUAGUUGGUUUCGUAAGUUUUCUGGACUUGGGAGAAAUAAGUCUUUUGGAUGUAGAUAUGUUUUAUUCUCUCUUUCUACCCUUUUUUAACACAAGUUCCACCCUUGAGGUACUAAGGAAAAUGGUAUAUUUUCCCAACCUUCAUUGCUUUUUCUGAGGUAUGAUUUAUUCAUGAAUGUUUCUCUAACA